Messenger RNA from Acanthopagrus latus (yellowfin seabream), 2037 nucleotides. RefSeq names its product psychosine receptor-like. Bases 61 to 1020 code for a protein of 319 amino acids. Gene Ontology annotation, cellular component: membrane. Gene Ontology annotation, molecular function: G protein-coupled receptor activity. The record is from RefSeq and is a predicted model, not a curated record. The transcript is spliced from 4 exons. NCBI's taxonomy places the organism in Eukaryota, Metazoa, Chordata, Actinopteri, Spariformes, Sparidae. Gene Ontology annotation, biological process: G protein-coupled receptor signaling pathway.
ACAGGCAUUUUAAGGACAGAAUUUGGAGUGGAAUUACAACUUCAUAAACUGAGCGAGCGGAUGAUGGCAAUGGAAAACUUAUCCUUUGAAACCAAUCAGUCAAGGUGCAACGUGGCUGUCUACCCACCCAUGAGGAUGCCGUUGCAGUUUUUCUACAUGGCUGUCAUCAUCACAGCCAUCCCGUGCAAUAUCUUCUCCCUCUUCGUGGCCUGCCAGCACAUAAGACAGAAGAAAGAGCUCGGUGUGUAUCUGUUCAACUUGGCCCUGAGUGACCUGACCUUUACUGUCGGCCUCUCUCUGUGGCUGGACUUCCUGUGGCGCCAAGCUUGGACCCAUGGACGCCACGUUUGUCUGAUAUCUGUCAACAUCCUCUACACUAACUUUUACACCUGUGAUGCUUUCCUCUGCUGCAUCGCUCUUGACCGCUACCUGGCAGUAGUUCAUCCAUUCAAGUACACUUUCUUGAAGGGAAAAGUUGGCCUCGCAGCGAUGGUCAGCAUUGCCAUUUGGGUUACUGUGGUAACUUUCAACACCAUCACUGUGCCCUUGGAGGGAUUGUACAAUGAGAAGUUAUCAAGGUGUUUCGAUGUCAUCUACCCAGUGCCACAGAACGUGACUCGAGUUUGUAUGGCGCGCUUCUUCAUUGGCUUUGUUGUUCCUGUUCUCCUAGUGGGGUUUUCCACCUGGAGGAUCUGUGAGGUGGUGAAGUCCAACCAGGCCACAGAGGAACAGGAGCGUAAGCGGAUUUUGAAGCUGCUGACAGUCAUUCUGCUUUGCAUUUUUCUCUGCUUUGGGCCCAUCAACAUCACAAUGCUUCUCCAUACAAUGGUAGAGGACUGUAGUAAUGCCAAAUUGCUCUACUAUAUGGAUGAUAUAUCCAUGGCUAUCACAAGCCUCAACUGCCUUGCGGACCCUCUCCUUUACUGCUUCAUUACUGAAACAGGGAAGGCAAACGUCAACCAGGUUGUUCUCUUCUUCCAGCGCUCCGGUGAGUUUCAUGUCACUGUUAAGCGGAUUUGAAAACCUCACCCUGUACCCUACCUGAUCAGCACCAAACACCAGAUCGUCACAGUUGGGACUUUUUUUGACGGAUCUCAGGAGACGGAUCAAGAUUUCUAACAACGGUAAACAAAUGUGAACCGACAAACUGUGAGAAAUGAGGCGGACAAGGACCAACACUCACGUGUGCAAUUUACGCCAAUGUCAGUUCAGUUUGUUUUAAAAGGCAGUUUAUGUCUGCACAUUCUGUUCCAGCAUACUUUUAUAACUUCAGCUUUAUCAGCGGUGCGUCAUGGGGAACAGCUGUUCCAAGACUGAGUGUUUGCCAAAUGUCACCGUUGUUCUCUUGUCUGGCGCCAUCUCUGAAAGAACAGAGAAAAAAGAGGGAUAUCAAUGCAAAUAUACUGCCAUGCAUUAUUUGAAUAAGCUGUGAGUGGGAAAGGAAUAUUUGUUUUUUGUUUUGUGUUCAUAAAUGUGACUUUACCCCUUUAGACAUUUCACUUUGGUUUCACUUAAGUCAUUUUUUUUUCUUUUUUGCCAUGAGGACGGUGUGUUUGCAUUGAACAGACAAGUAUGAUUUCUUCCUUUCUAUGAGUACCAUCAGUGCCACCAUUUUAUGUUUUAAAAAUGCUGUGAAUUUGAAAAUGUCAAACGCUUUCAAAUGCUGGUUGAUGGUGCACUGGAGCAAACUGAAACGUGGAUAUCUGAGACUCUCUAGUGGACAAUUAUAGAACUGCAGCCAGGACUUCAAACAUUUCAGAUCUUUCAAUUUUAUUUAUUUAUUUAUUUUUUUGUUUUUUUAAUCUGUUGUAUUUUAUUAGGGCAAUAACUUUAUAUAGAAAUUAAUGUGUAACUAAGGCCUCGAUAAACUGCUGUUAUUUAUAGUGUAAUUUUGACUGGUCAUGUUGUUAUUACAUGUCAGAUUAAUUAUUUUAGGUUGCUGUCAACAAGUCAAAAGUUAAGUCAAAUAACUUUUAUGUGUUUUAUUUGGGUGUGCCCUCUGUGUGCCUUAUUAUGUUUAAUGUGAAGUGUAUGUUU